Molecule: messenger RNA, 3993 nt
Organism: Botrytis porri
Lineage: Eukaryota; Fungi; Ascomycota; Leotiomycetes; Helotiales; Sclerotiniaceae
Exons: 6
Coding region: 1665-3029 (454 amino acids)
Biological process (GO): fructose 2,6-bisphosphate metabolic process; fructose metabolic process
Cellular component (GO): cytosol
Molecular function (GO): fructose-2,6-bisphosphate 2-phosphatase activity; ATP binding; 6-phosphofructo-2-kinase activity
Source: RefSeq, a predicted model, not a curated record
GCUGCAUUUGAAGUAACUUGCAGGAAAAGAAUUCUCUCAACCUAUUUAUUGGUAAAGAUUUUUCCUGGUUCUUAUACGAGUGCAUCUGGGGGCUCGGGGAAGCUUGACACAGCUUUGUGCCAAUGAGGAGACAGGACCAAUAAGACAGAGAAACAUUCCGUCACGAACAUCUUUGAAAGUAUGUUUUUUUGCGAACUUUAAAGGCUCAUUCUGACUUUGUGGGAUGAAGUGGCUGGCUAAAAGCUACCAAGGCCUUUUUUUCCGAUGACCUUUUCCAAUGACCGUUUCCGAUGAACCCAAGGUUGUGCGAAGAGGUUCUAGAUGUCCAUGUAUUAAUCACUCAUUCCACCAUACAUGACAUGACCAGUAAUUCUGGCGUGGUAGUCGUGAUGAAUUGAUGUCGUUGGUCUUGGUCGUUCGUAAUAAGAAGAUGCUAGGUGGUGCAUCAAGCCCCCCCCGGAAGAAAAAAAGAGGAUCUCUGGUGGAAUUAUGGGUAGGAAAUCCACAAUGUGGUUUCGACCCAAAUAUGAUGAUUCUCCUUUUUUUUUUCCCUUUACCCAACGGUCCCAACCGGCUUUGAAGCUAUUUUGGACGUUUUUAUUGUUUCCUCUUUGGGAAGGAAGAAUAAGUUGAGACUGAGAAGAAUGGUCAUUUAGCCGCUUAAUAGCCAAUUCCCGAGGUCAACAAUGUUAUUUUACUUGUAAAGCACUUUCUUAUAUGUCCAACCCAUACUCCGUUGAGUUGAGGGGUAGAAAGAAACAAGCCUUGACAUGCCUCAGCCUUGUGCGGGGUUGAAAGAUUCUGAGGUUACCUCGUUCAUUACCUGUCUACCUGUCUACCUGUCUACCUGUCCACCUGUCUACCUACCGGUGCAGCAUUUACCACAUUGCAGGAACACCAAGCAGGAUGUACCCAGAUUCCGGGUGGAUGCAAACGUUGAAACCUCCCCCUUAUAAAGUCGUCAUAGGAUGAAAUUCCUCAUACAUUACCCAUCGCACAGCAGACCAGAUCAGACCAGACAGACCAGGUUCAGCUGUGGUGGUGAAAAGUGGAAUUUAUCGGAAAACAGGGAUUUUGGAGGGGAUUCCCGAUGUUUUAGAACUCUAAAGGGCCCAAGCACACUCAAGCAUUACUUAAGGUACCCUACAGUCUACAGGGGCUCUUUCCUCCCCCUGAUUCUUCAUUUCCUUCUAGAAAGAAAGAAAGAAGGAAGGAAGGAAGGAUAGAGUGGCAUACGAUAGGAUGAAAUCAUAAAUUCCCAUCUCUACAACUUUACAAAAAUCAAUCCUCUCUCGAUAUAGACACACAAAUUCCUCACAUCCUUCGUCGGGUCUGCAGAGUUGUUAAUUCACUUUGACUUUGAUUUUUUUUAAUUUUUUAUUUUCAGAAUAUAAAAGACAUUCAAAGCCAUCAAAAAGGCACCAUUCGGGGAAAUCUAAUUCUGCUUCUCCCCGUGUAAAAAUAGCCUAUCCCUCCGAACUCACCCGUUCCUUACCUACCUUAAUAAACUAAAGAGACCGCCGUUGACAACCUCACGCGAUCGUCUUUUUCUCUCCUUUCAAUCAUUUGCCAUUCACACCUUUAUCCCACUUCUUCUUUCUCUUCUUCUUUCUCCUCUUCUUUUGAAUCUUGAUCUGCAACUCCGCCAAUUUUUAACAGCAACCAUGACGCGAUUCAAGACAAAAUCUAAUGGCCUCGGUGUACAGGUGGAGGAUACUCAAAUCUGCGUGGUAAUGGUCGGUCUGCCUGCAAGAGGAAAAUCUCUCAUUGCUCAAAAAGCUCAACGUUAUCUCAAAUGGUUAUCCAUCGAUGCUCAAGUUUUCAACGUCGGUAACUACCGUCGAAAUGCAACCCCAAAUCCGACUGCCGAUUUCUUCGAUACAACCAAUACAGAGGGAGAACGGAUGCGCAGAGCUGCCGCUGAAGCUGCCGUCAAUGAUAUGAUUGAUUGGUUUAAGAAUAAACAAGGAAUUGUUGCCAUUCUCGAUGCUACGAAUAGUACCAAAGAGCGUCGAAGAUGGAUCAAAGACCGUUGCGAUGCUGAAGGAAUCGAGACCCUCUUUGUCGAAUCGAAAUGCGACGAUGAAGAUUUGAUCAUGUCAAACAUUCUAGAAGUCAAGACGACAUCCCCAGACUACGCUGGAUCAGACCCGGAAAAGGCAGCUCAAGAUUUUAGGAAUAGGAUCAAGAACUACGAGAAGGUUUACGAGACAAUUGACGACGAAGAGAGUGAUCUUACGUAUUUGAAGAUUAUGAAUGUUGGAAAACAAGUCAUCAUCAAUCGAAUUCAAGACUAUCUUCAAAGUCGCGUGGUUUACUACUUGAUGAAUUUACACAUUAAGCCGAGAUCGAUUUGGUUGUCACGACAUGGAGAGUCUAUGUACAACCUCGAAGGAAAAAUUGGUGGUGAUGCCGAGUUAUCCCCUCGUGGAGAGAUGUAUGCCAAGAAAUUGCCUUCAUUGGUACUCGAAUCAGUAGGAGACAAUCGUCCUUUAACUGUCUGGACUUCCACUCUUCGCCGCACUAUCGCCACUGCUCGUCACCUUCCCAAUGAAUAUAAUCAGCUUCAAUGGAAAGCACUUGAUGAGCUCAACUCUGGUGUUUGUGAUGGGCUUACUUAUCAAGAUAUCAAAGAGCGAUAUCCAGAUGAUUUCGAGGCCCGUGACGAAGAUAAAUACAACUACAGAUAUCGUGGAGGAGAGUCUUACCGCGACGUUGUCAUUCGUCUCGAACCCAUUAUCAUGGAAUUGGAGCGAUCAGAGGAUAUUUUGAUUGUUACUCAUCAGGCUGUUCUUCGUUGUAUCUACGCUUAUUUCAUGAAGAAGCCCCAAGAUGAAUCACCCUGGAUGGCUGUACCUCUCCACACCCUCAUUAAGCUCACCCCGCGUGCGUAUGGUACACAAGAAGUACGUUACGAUGCACAAAUCCCUGCUGUCAGUACUUGGCGUGGUAAGGGCAGUGUUGCAAAGCACGAAGACCCUAUUCCUGCUUCGGAUAUUGCAACUAAAGUUGUAGCAGACAUUAAAUGAGUUUCCAACGGCACGCCCCCGUUUAAUUUCAUUCUCGGAACCAAUCUUUUGAGAGGACUAGCAAGUCUUAUCUACACUAUGAUUUUUGCUUAGGUUUUAAUGCAUAGCGAUUUGGCGUUACAUGAUUCAAUUUCCUCUCUGGACCUUUUGUUAUAUGGAAAUGUCGACACAUUGACUCGGCUUUUCUUUCUUUGGUAUUUGUUUCACGUCAUAAGGUAGAUGUGGACUCAAAUGAAUGGGUGUUAUCCGAAGGAUUGAAGAUGAGGAUUUUGUCACAUUCGUGGUAAAAAUUCGGUUCGGCUUCGGCUUCGGAGACUUUUCUUGUAUGAUGAUUUUGCAUGGUUGAGAUGAAGCAGCUGGGAGGAUCAACACGAUAAAAAGUGGUGAUGAGGUACAAAUGGGUUGAGGAAGUUGCUCGAGCUUUUGAGGAAAUGAGAUACCAAAGAGCCCAGUUUUGGUUGAGCAGCGCAGAGGAAGAAAGAUGGAGGAAAAAUCAUCACAGCUGUUCACAAAUCAGAUGAACCAUCAUGGCUUGUGAUUUGAAAGCCAUAAAGCUUGAUAGCAAAAUGAAUUACAGAGUGGAGGAACAUAACUAAUCGAGGUCCUCCCUGUUUCACUAUUUCACUGGGACUGAAAAAUGGAGACAAAAAUAAAAUCAUGUGAUAUGUACAAAUUUCGUGUGUGAGAUAAAACAACCUCGGCACUUAUCGGUAGAUGCACGGCUAUGGUACAAUGAUGGUUAACCGUCAGUGACCCUAGUCUAUCUACUUACUACAGGGCUGUUUGAAUCGGUAUAUCUUAUACUAUUUUAUACGAGGACCUACCUACCCAUGAAGCAAAUGUCGAAGUGUUCAUUUACGAAGUCCAAAGUACGAAGUAUGGAGUUGGGUAGGUACGAGUGAAGUGUGGAAUUUACUGUGGGGAGGGGGGGGGGGUUGUGAUAGGGGUGAUGGAGGUAUUUGAG